Molecule: messenger RNA, 846 nt
Organism: Pundamilia nyererei
Lineage: Eukaryota; Metazoa; Chordata; Actinopteri; Cichliformes; Cichlidae
Gene: ifi35
Product: interferon-induced protein 35
Exons: 9
Coding region: 67-846 (259 amino acids)
Cellular component (GO): nucleus
Source: RefSeq, a predicted model, not a curated record
AAAGAGAAACUGAAAGAACGAGUGUGAGUUCAGAGCAGUGAUCGUCGGGAGGAGGUUACUUUCACUAUGUCGUCAGACGAGGACUUCUCUCUGGUUCCGGAUUCACAAUCCGAGGACACCUUGGAGGGGAUUAAGGCUUCAAUCAAAAACUACAAGAAAAAGUAUGACCAGCUGAUGGAGGAGACAAAGGAGCUGACUAAAACUAUACAAGACCGGCGAGAUCUGAAGCAGCAGUUCAAACACCGCACUGACAAACUGACCCAGGAUCUGGAAGCUGACAAACGCUCCUACAAAGACCAGCUAGCCAAUGAAAAGUCGAAGCUGGAUCUGCUAAAGCAGGAGGAGCUCAAAGUGGUGGCGGAGAUCAAGGAAACUAAUGCUGCUAUUAAGGAGGAAGAGGCCAAUAAGAAGCAGCUGAUGCAACAGGCCGACGUGUUCACCUCUGUACCAGAGAGGGACAUGGUCUUCAAGGGAGCGACUGGAAAUGCAAACAACAAGCAAGAGUUUGAGAUGAAGCCACAUAUCGUUUACCCGAUGGAUGGCGGGACGGCGCUGAUUACCUUCGAGGAGGAAGUCGUGGCAAGGAAGAUUCUGGAACUGAAGAAGCAUCAGGUGGAUCUGGGAGGAGAGUGCAGCAUCACAGUGGAGGCCAGGCCGGUUCAUCUGAUGCUGCCCAAGCUGGUGGAGAUCGACUCUGAGGUUUCUUCUCAGCGUAUUUUAAUCUCCAACCUGCCCAGAAUGGAGACCGAGACUCAAAUCGAAGCUUUCCUCUACAACCCGCUGGGAGAGCACACCUCUGCUGUGUUUGGAGGCGUCACACCAGACUCUGAGGAUGAGGAACAGUAG